UCCAACAAGACCCAACAAGCUUGAUACCAUCUAGGACAAAGUAUCUGGCUUGAUUGGUAUCACAUUCCUACAGUUUCCUCCCUAAGGAUGUGGUGGGUCACCCUACAGUUUAAGGACUCUAGUGCUUCGAGUUGAAGCUGAUGAUCACCUUCUCAAGGGAAAUAGGGAUGCGCAAGAAAUAAUGGUAAAUCAGUGGCGCUCACAUCCCAAGAGUGAAUAUAAAAAAAAGAUGGUAGCUAAGGAAAAGAGUUUGAUUGUUCUGAGAAUGACUGGCAGAGUCUGAGUGUGUGCUUUUAUUUUUGUUUUCCUGCAGACUGUAAUCCCCACAGUUAAGUGUGGGCUCAGAUUACAAUCUUCCAUUAUUUCAAUUGCAUCUCCCCACACAGGAACACAGAUCUAGUUAACUGCAUCGAGCAGCAGUUUCCAGCAUUUGAUGUCCUCAGAGACUUUCUCAACUGACACUUUCUCGAUCAAGAAUGUUUGUCACUGUUAAGUAUGGAGCAGGUCAGACGUUGAUUCUCAAUCAUUUUUGUCGAACUGUGAACUUCACAGAACAUGUUAAGCAGAUGUGUGAAUGUGUGCCUGAAGCUUGCAUCGACCUGACUGAUGAAUCUGGGAACUUAAUGAAUCUCAGCCUGCAACAAAACUCCCAGAAAUUUGUCAACGACAUCCUGAAAGAACGUGAGAGAUAUAUUCUCAUCAAAGUGAUUAAACAAGUUGAUUCAGAGACCAUCAUCUAUGAAUCCAUGUUGAAGAACAUUGAGUGUUGUUAUCCUGCAGUAGCAGAGCAGCUGCACAAGUUGUCCAAUCCCAAGGCCAAGGAGAAGAAAGAGCCAAUACUGAAGAAAUCCCGAUCCACCAAAGAGGGUAUUCCAAACACUACAUUCAAAACCAAAUCUGCUUUGGGGAUUAAGAAGAGCUCCAGCUUUACACAGAAAACUUUAUGAAACAAAAGAAUAAAAAACAGAAUUUAUGGAUUGUGAAUGACAGCUCCACAGACACAAUCCACACUUGAUUACACACUUUGAUGGAGUGAUUGGAAACGUUCAUGCACCCAAUCCCACUGAGUUCUUGGGAUUAAAGCCAAGCUCAUGAAUAUUUCUGUAGAAUAUACCCAAGCUCACCUGCAUGUAAAAACAGUUCCCCUAAAUGUGUAUCAACAAGUGGAAUAGAAAUGUGACAGAUAAAGAGGUUAAACAUCUUCAGGAAUAUAGUGGGGAGUUAUUUAAUCUGGGCAGCAUAAUACUUUUAGGUAUACAGUAACAGAGGAAACUCCAAACACAGAGAUCAGGCCAACAAGGUUUUCUGGGGACUCAGCAGAAACUUUAUUUGUUCCAACAGACCUGAGAGAUUUGAAUGGU
Molecule: messenger RNA, 1361 nt
Organism: Chiloscyllium plagiosum (whitespotted bambooshark)
Lineage: Eukaryota; Metazoa; Chordata; Chondrichthyes; Orectolobiformes; Hemiscylliidae
Gene: c8h22orf15
Product: chromosome 8 C22orf15 homolog
Source: RefSeq, a predicted model, not a curated record